ACUGGUAUUUCGCUUAGUGUUACCAAUGUAAUCCACGACACUAAAUACUUACUACCGUCACUACUUGGUUGGUUGGAUUGAUAGACUAUAAAUUUUUGCUAUGUACAAGUAAAAAAUUGGUACAAGAUUGUUGUUAAAAUACGGAAACUUAUUAAAAGUAUUUUUUUUGGCUUUUUAUUAUCAUUGACAAUUGGCUGUAGAUUCCGAAGUGUUUUCGAUCUAUUAUAGAUGGACUGUACUUUUUUAAUACGAAAUUUGCGCCUUUAUCCUAGGUUUGCCUAUUGAGAUUGUCAUUUUAACCACCGGCAUUUCAUUUCGAUAUGGCUGACAAAGAGCAAGUAAUCCAAGCUUUGAGAGCGACUUUAAUUUCUGUUAAAGGGGCUCUGACAAUAAAGCAAUGUAACAGAGACUAUCGGGAACUUCAGGGCGAACCAAUACCUUUCAAAAAGCUUGGUUAUUCUACUUUGGAUAAAUUGUUUUUGGAUGUUCCGGGAUUUAAAGUAACACAAGUAAAUGGGGAAUGGUAUGUUGAUGCAAUAGCUAGCCAGGACACACAACAUAUAGCUGCUAUGGUUUCUCGACAAAAAUCUAGUAAGAAAGCAACACCGAAAUUAAACUAUCCAAAUCGUUUUCCAAAAAAGCAAGGAUCUUGGCGAAAACCGGCUUCCACACAUUACAGUUCCAACUAUAAUAAUCAAUACUCCAAUCAAUUAUACAGAGUGAAGGCCCCGUUUAAUAAUAACAACCAGUAUCAUAAGAAUAACAAAUAUAAUUCAAAACCGAACGAAACGAAACCUUUGCUUCCAAAUGUGAAACAAAAUACGAAGGUCACUAGUGAUCAUGUGGAGAAAAUAUCGAAAAGUUCCAACUCAUCACACAGUUUGAGAGAUGCCAAUUUACAUAAUGAUGAGUUUAAGCAACCAGUGAGAAAUCAUGCAGAAACAGAAACAAAACAAAGUGGCAAAGUUUCAGCGUCGCAACGACUGUCUAAUUUAAGAGAUCGUCUCAAUACGGUGGAUCUUAUACCUUUGCAGUUGCCAGCCGCUACAAAUGAAUGUCUGGAGAGCAGUGGGCCCGUAACAAAUGUCGUGCCGGCACAUAAUUUGGAACCUCCCCCAAAUACUACAUCUUCAGUUGAAAAACUAGCAUGGACUUGUAAAAAGUUAGGGCUUCCAGAACCUGUCUAUAAGGUUAAAGAUAUGGGGCCAAAACGAGGACCUGUCAGCUACGAUUGUACAGUUAAAGUAGGAACUUAUUCUGCCGGAUCAUAUCCUAAUUCCUCACCCUCAGAGGAAUUAGCCAAAGAAGUGGCUGCAGUAAAGUUACUCGCAAUUAUAGAAAGUUCUGAGGCUGAUGGUAUGCCUACUUCUUCUAGCAGCAAAGCUAUUGCAUACCUCACUGAAUUAGUAUCAGAACAUGAAGCUGGGCUUUGGGCAACUAUUGUUCCUCAUAUGUACAGGCAAAAAUAUGGUGAGAACUUGCCAAGCAAUUGGCAAGAACUAGUUGAAAACUGUCCAAACAUUAUAAAGGACAGAGUUGUGAAUGGACGGCUAGUUCUUCUUCCCAAUAAAGAGCAAGACGCCAUGCCACCAUAUGUAGAGACAAGUGUAGCAGAUGAUCCUCUGGAAAGUGACUUGCCUCCAUUACAAUUCCCAGAAAAUGAUUUUUGGAAUGUUUUUGUAACCGUUGCUAAUUCAACACUUGAAAUAUGGCUUCGAAUUAUUGGACCGCACUAUAGUGAUGCCUUCGAAACGCUUCUGGCUGAUAUGUCAAGUUAUUACGAAAACUAUGGAACCUGCGUAGAAAAAUCCAUGAUCAUUAAAAAUGCUUGGUAUGCUGUAAAUUUAGAUGAUGGUGGUUGGCAAAGAGCUAAAAUAUUAGAAAUCGAAGAAGAUAUGGCGACUGUGUUUCUAGGUGACCACGGUGACGACGACGUGGUAUACCUUCACAAAAUAAAAAUAUUAGAGCCACAAUUCAGAGAACUUCCUGCACAGGCGAUCCUGUGCCGCCUGGAGGGCGCGGAGGAGCUGGCGGCGAGCGCGCUGGGCGCCGAGCUGGUGCGGCGCCGCCUGCCCGGCGAGGUGCUGGUGGCCGCGCCCGGCCCGCGACACGACCCCACCGACCCCUCCGUCGCCGUCGUGCUCUACGACACCUCCACGCAGCGCGACCUCAACCUCAACAAGGAGAUCGUGCACGACUUUUGUAUCGCUGGCGCCUUCACCGUCACGCAGAAGCCGUGCGAGGUGGAGGUGGGCUGCGUGACGGAGGAGGGGCGCGUGUGGGUGUCGCGCGCGGGCGGCGCGGCGCUGGUGCGGGGCGCGCUGGCGCUGCUGACGGCGGGCCCGUACCGCCGCCCGCUGCCCGCCGCGCCGCAGGCCCCGCCGCCCGCGCCCGGCGCGCUCUACAUCGUGCGCACGCUCGCCGGCGACUGGGUUCGCUGCACGAUUAUAAGCGGUCUUGACGGUGAAGGUACCGUAAGAACGCAGCUCGUGGACAGCGGUCUCAUUCUUCGAGCGCCGCUAUCGUCUUUAGUCCCGCUACAGACUUUUUCACCAGCGUUAAAUGCUUUUCCACAUCAGGCGCUGGCGGUGCGGCUGGGCGCGGCGGAGCGCGCGGCGGCGGCGCUGGUGGCGCGCCUGCGCGAGCUGGUGCUGGGCGCGCGCGUGCUGUGCCGCGCGCUGGCGCCGGCCGCCGCGCAGCCGCCCGCGCCGCACGCGCCGCACGCCGCGCCGCACGUCGCGCUCUUCGUGCGCACCGGCCCGCAGAACAUCCUCGCCUCCGUCAACGACGCCAUCAUCAUGGAAUACGACUACUUGCAACAGGAUAAAGUGAAAGAAGAUGAAAAGGACACAACUAAUCAUGUGGAGGCUUUACAUAAGAAGAAAGAGCGUAUUUUUCGAAGCCGGUCUAUUCUUGGUGACGACAGGUUGACAUCGGGUGCAUCUCUGCCGGCACCGCCUCUGCCUGCUCCCGGGAAAUGCUUCGAUGUGUACAUUGCUAUGGCAGCAAGUCCGUGGAAUUUUGUCGUACAACCAAACAGUACUAGACAUACGCUUCAAACAAUGAUGACCUCGUUACAAACAGAAUGUCCUAAAUUGUCCGAGUUGGAUGCGCCUAUUAAUCCAGCCAGUGGCGAAUUAUACACAGUUUACUAUGAUAAGGAUGCUUCAUGGUACAGGGUAACUGUUGCGGGAACUGUUUCAUCGGAGAUGGUUUCCGUAUAUUUUUGCGACUAUGGAGACCUGGCACUCUUCGAGCCUAAAGCCUUGAGGCCAAUACCUACGGGGGCACCACUAGCCCGCACCUUGCCACCUCAAGCAAUAAAAGCCCGAUUAUAUGAUGUAUGGCCUUUGCAUCAAGACUGGACAGUAGAAGACUGCAUAAGGUUCCAAGAAUUAUGUGUAGAGCAGCAAUUCGUAGGAAUUUGCAAAGACGUUGGAAAGGACCCACUUAACCCUAAUGAGCCAUUAUUGACACUCGACCUUAUUGACACGUCUACUGACGAAGAUAUUUAUUUAAACAAACGAUUAGUGGCGGAAGGUAGAGCACGACUUGCUUCCGCUUCUUAAUUUUUGUUAUCACGUGUAUGGUAAAUUAUUGUCUAUCUAAAUUGCAAGGUGUAACAAAUUACUCUAGCAUUUCGCACGAAAUUAUCUUGAAAAUGAGAGAGGUUUAACAGACUGAGUAACGCAUUAAAUGAGAAAGGGACUUAGUAAUCAAUUGUGUCGAUAGUGAAAGUAAUCAUAACUACAACUAUGUCAGAGCAGGUUCAGCAAUUCAUAUCAAGACAUUUUCGCCAAAAAUAUUAGAAUCAAAUUUUAAUGUUCAGUUAAAAGCUGGUACUGGUAGAUGUCACAGUCUCAUAUUUUGUUUUCCUUUUAUCAUAUCCCAGAAUACAUGACACUUACAUACUUCACUUUUUUAUUUGAAAGAAAGUUUAAUUUCGUUUCCGUGAUAAACGGACUCAUUUUUACUCGUAAACUUAAACACAUUUACAUUAACAAUUAAAUCCUAUACAAAAUUUAUUAUUCGCAAUAACUAGUACCAGUUCCUACUACAGAAGGUUUUGAAAUGACCCAUUUUCAGAUUUAUUUUUCUUGAAGUGAUAUUAUUUAUUAAGCUUGGUGUUUAUCAAUUAUAUCUUUGGAUAGGCAGACUAGAACAAUGCUAUAUCUCCAUAGCGUAAGUACUAUAUUUUUAUAGGCGUAGAAGUUAUCCUAGUGCUCAGUUCUUAGGUAGCCACAUACCUAAUUUAAAGUUUUUACAAGAAAGCAUUGGUCUUGUUCAAUUUAUUAUAAUACGUAAAAGUUAAUUGUUCUGAUUUUCAUACCACUAUAUCCGGCUUGGAUACAUAUUAUAUAAUUAAUUUUACAUUAAAAUAAUUUAUUAGUGUUAUCAGUAAGCGACAUUUAGUUGCUUGGAAGAUACAGUACUAGCUUAUUAACCUGACCUAAAACAUGUUUAUAACCGACACUUGAUGACUUUCAUAAAUGUAAUUUUUUCUCUACAUUCCACCUUAAAGUGGUAAAUAUGCCAUGACACUUAAUUGAGUGACGUUUGUAAAUAUGGUACUUUUGAUUUUUGAACAUCAACUGAGAUAACUUUGUUAUACCUUGAAGAUUUCUGGUUUUGUUUAUAUCAUACUCACUUGUUAUAGUAAUUAUUUUGUUAUAGAUACAUGUUUUAUAGACUAAGUGUCUUAAUAAAUACAUUAUAUAAUACUCUUAAUCAUUGUUAAUGGAAAGACAGAUGUAGAUCUUUUGAAAUUUCGAAUAAUAGCCGAGUUAUAAGAAAUUCAAAUAUGUUACCUUUAUUUAUGAUAAGAUAAAACGUUUUUAAAGUAGUAAUUGAUCGAUCAAUCUGUUAAUGACGGUACUAAAGCGAUGUCAAAAACCAACGAAUAGUCAAUCCAAUGUAAGUUAAACCCAAUAGUAAAUUAAAGCGUGAGUAUUAUUUCGAAUACAUUCGCGGAGUUGUUAAGCAACAUUAAUUAUAAACCUUUUUUGUAUUAUAAUAAUUAUUUGGUAUGGACAUAUUCAAUACUUUUUUUUUGUUACUGGUGUCAAAUAUCUUUUCCUGUGUCACAAUAUUUGUUUUAGUUAAAGCUUUCUGUUAAUGUUAUUUGUUUUCAUCUUAUUAUUAAACUUGUGUAUUUCUAGAUAGAUUGAUUCACUAGAUACUCCUGUAAAGUUUUCAAUUGGUACCAAUACAUUGCAGUGCCGAAAGUCGUUGUGCAUCUUCAGGUAUUUCAAUUUAUUAUAACAUAUUCUAGCUUAGCAUUGAAGUGUUAUAGCAAAAUUCAUGGAUAUGCAUGCACCUACAAUAAAUGUGUAAUCUCA
Molecule: messenger RNA, 5339 nt
Organism: Trichoplusia ni (cabbage looper)
Lineage: Eukaryota; Metazoa; Arthropoda; Insecta; Lepidoptera; Noctuidae
Gene: tapas
Product: tudor domain-containing protein 7
Exons: 21
Coding region: 321-3569 (1082 amino acids)
Biological process (GO): spermatogenesis
Source: RefSeq, a predicted model, not a curated record